UGCGCGGGCAGCCCGCGGCCGGGUCCGGGUGUCGGAAUCCCCUGACCUGCUCCCCCCCGCCGCCCGACGCAGUCCCUCCCCCUCCCUGCUGCCUCGAUCCCCUCCCCCUCCAAGUCUGCCAGAGAGAGGAAGAGAGAAAGAGAGAGAGAGAAAGCCCAUUGCGCCGCAGCCUAAGCGGGAAGCGGCCCGCAGUUACACACCCAGAAGGAGGCCGUCCAUGUCAAAGAGCAGGAAGAUGAAGAUCCUUUUGGUCUUGAUGUUAUUCUAUGCCAGUGUCAACAGUGAUGCAGUUUCGAAGCCCAACAUUAUUAUAGCAAUGGCAGAUGACCUUGGCAUUGGAGAUCCUGGAUGCUAUGGAAACACAACACUAAGAACCCCUAAUAUUGACAGGAUAGCCAAAGGGGGAGUCAAAUUCACUCAGCACUUAGCUGCAUCUCCACUGUGUACACCAAGUAGAGCAGCUUUUCUGACAGGCCGUUACCCUGUCCGAUCAGGGAUGGCUUCACGCUCUAAAGUUGGAGUGUUUCUAUUUUCAGCUUCCUCAGGUGGACUACCUACAAAUGAAAUCACUUUUGCCAAGCUUUUGAAGAACCAAGGCUAUUCUACAGCCUUGAUAGGAAAGUGGCACCUUGGGAUAAACUGUAACAGCAGAGAUGACUUCUGUCACCACCCUUUAAAUCAUGGUUUUGACCAUUUCUAUGGACUGCCAGUGACCAAUCUAAGAGACUGCAAACCAGGAUCAGGCACUGUGUUUACCACAGCCAUUCAUAUGUUUGUUUUCAUUCCUCUGCAAAUUGUUGGCAUCGCUCUUGUCACUUUGGAGGCCCUCAAUUGCCUUGGCCUGUUUCGGCUCCCUCACUGGGUAUUCUUUUCCUGUCUUUUAUUAGCAGCCACUAUAAUUGGACUCCUAGCCUGUUUCCUUCAUUUUUUCCGACCCUUAAACUGCAUCUUGAUGAGGAAUCAUGAGGUUGUCCAGCAACCAAUGUCUUAUGACAAUCUCACCCAGAGGUUGACCAGGGAAGCUCUCAAGUUCAUAAACAGGAACACCGGGACACCCUUCCUUCUUUUCUUAUCCUAUAUUCAUGUCCACACUGCGCUUUUUUCCUCUAAGGAGUUUGUAGGCAAGAGCAAACAUGGAAUAUAUGGGGAUGCUGUGGAGGAGAUGGAUUGGAGUAUAGGGCAGAUCUUAAAAGCUCUAGAUAAGAAGAAAUUGACAAAUAAGACCCUUGUAUACUUUACCUCUGACCAAGGAGCUCACAUUGAGGAGGUGACGGACAAGGGAGACAUCCAUGGAGGAAGUAAUGGAAUUUAUAAAGGGGGAAAAGCUAAUAACUGGGAAGGAGGUAUCCGGGUUCCAGGACUUCUUCGCUGGCCGGGAGUGCUACAGCCUGGAAUGGUGAUUGAUGAACCAACCAGUAACAUGGAUCUGUUCCCAACCAUUGUCAAACUUGCUGGAGCAUCAUUGCCUGAGGACAGAGUUAUUGAUGGACGUGAUCUGAUGCCCUUGCUUCAAGGAAAAAUCCUCCAAUCUGAGCAUGAAUUUCUUUUCCAUUACUGUAAUGCAUAUUUAAAUGCAGUGCGCUGGCAUCCGAGAAACAGCACAUCUAUCUGGAAAGCUUUUUUCUUUACGCCAAAGUUUAAACCAGAUGAUUCCAAUGGCUGUUUUCCAACCCAUGUGUGCUUUUGCAAUGGGCAUUACGUCACUCGUCACAAUCCACCCCUACUCUUUGAUAUCUCCAAAGACCCAAAGGAAAGACAUCCGUUAACUUCAAAAACGGAAAAUCAUUUUCAUGAAAUUCUGAGAGUCAUGCAAGAAGCAGCGGACAACCAUACGAAGACACUCAGUACAGUUCCCAAUCAGUUAUCUUGGGGAAACCUCCUUUGGAAACCCUGGCUUCAGUUGUGUUGUUCUUCUUCUUAUCUCUCCUGCCAUUGUGAUCGGGAAGCAAAAGGUAGGGGUAAAGGUGUCAGACUGUAG
Molecule: messenger RNA, 1978 nt
Organism: Gracilinanus agilis (Agile Gracile Mouse Opossum)
Lineage: Eukaryota; Metazoa; Chordata; Mammalia; Didelphimorphia; Didelphidae
Gene: STS
Product: steroid sulfatase
Exons: 10
Coding region: 218-1978 (586 amino acids)
Molecular function (GO): arylsulfatase activity
Source: RefSeq, a predicted model, not a curated record